AUGCCGGCUUGGUGGAGGGGGAAACUGAAAUCCGGCACGAGUUCGAGCUCCAGCGCGAGGAGGAAAGAGGAGGAGGCGCCGCCGCCGGAGGUUAAGAGGGCGGGCAGCUCGCCGAACAAGAAGGAGAAGGCGUGGAGCUUCGACGAGGCCGCAAUCAGAGGCAACUCCAGAUGGCUAGGGGAUCGAUCCCUGUUUGCUUUCGAUUCGGACAGCGAAAAGAAGCGGCACCCUCUCCCUCCGCCGCUGAUCUCCCUCUCGCCUUCGCGACCGCAGGGUCCAGGCGCGGCGGCCGGGUCGGGUUCGGGUUCCGCAUCUGUUUCGAGCGUCAGCUCGUCGGGUACCGAUGAUGCCGCGGAUGUGGGAUUUUCCCGGUACGGCCCCUUCCUUGGGUGGAAUUAUUCUUUCAAUUCUCUUUUAGGUUUGUGAUUGUCUUCUUUGUAUUUAUUUGACUUGAUCGAAUUAUAAUUACUAUUCGCGCUGCGUAGAUGCGUGCCCUUAUGAUUAUUGACUUGUGGAAGGUCCCUUCUACACUUGCCAGUUCAUGGCUAAUUAUUGUUGAAUAAUUUUGACAGUCGUGACAACUCUCAAAUUUUGUGCGCAUCAUUAGUUUAUGCCGGUACAGCUCCCCUGUAAUUGUGCGCCCGAUCACAUAAGUUAACCUUCAGUCUUGUGAAAACGUGUGAAUUGGGUCCGAUCCAAGGGGAGUGGUUCGGGGACUCCUGGAUAUUUUUUAGAAGCUAAGUUUCAUUUGAUAUUCCAUUCUACUUCCUCUUGAAGAGCGGUUAUUUUCUUCUUCUUUUUUUGAGAAAAAUGAAUUUAAAUUAUCGUGCCUUUGGACUCAAAGCAGAUGUAUCUUCAGUAUUUUCUCUGUGCUUGUGUGAAUUUGUGAACAGAUACAUGACUUGCCGUUGACCUAUUACCUGCAAUUUACGGUAUCUGGAUAUAUUUCUGUCUUUCUUUACAAUUUUUUCACGUGGAUGGUAUGCUAUAGCAGGAAAUCUGUGAGGUGAAUUUCACGGGAUGAUCUUAUGGUUUCAUGUUUUUGAUAAUGUAGGAUUUCAGAACCUUUGAGUAUACCAAAGAGGAGAAGUUCGAUGCCCGACUCUCAGGGACAGCAGCAUGUAGUGGAGGAAAGAGGCCUCCCGUCAAGUUGCCCAGUUUCGGAAUUUGAAAAAUUCAAUGACCUGUCUAUUUCUCCAAGAAAACAAUUCCAGUUGAGCAGUCCCCAUGCUUCUUCAAAUGGAAACGGGAAUUCCUAUUGCAGAACUUCUAUGGAGACGACAUCUAGUGUUAGACCAAGAAGUCCCACCAAUGGAUCAAGAGGCUACAAUAUUUCUACAUCUCCAAGGCACCCAACUGUAUUUUCUAUAAAUCCAGGAUCUCCAACUGGGUAUCGAGAUGAUUUGAAGAGUUCUCAUCCGCUACCCCUUCCCCCUGGCUCUCCUACAUCAUCAUCAUCAUCAUCACGCGCUCUUCAACCAAAAUGGAAGAAGGGAAGGCUUCUAGGAAAGGGAACUUUUGGACAUGUCUUCCUGGGGUUCAAUAGGUAUCUGCUCUUCCUAUUUCUCGGGUACUCUAUGUAUAGAAUUUCUCUUGGAUAUUGCUUAUGAAAGGUUUUUAUUUGCUUAAAUUAGUUAAUCUGGGUAUGUGUAACUGCCAGAUACAUUUAAUGGUUGACUAGUUGAAAACAUGUACUUGAAUUAUUUUUUAAAGGUAUUUUUUUUGCAUAUCCGUGACCUUUUUAUUUUUAUUUUUUAUCAGUGAAGGUGGACAGAUGUGUGCCAUAAAAGAGGUCAAAGUCAUUUCUGACGAUAAAGAUUCCAAAGAAAGUUUGAAACAACUAUCUCAGGUCUGCUUACAUCCGGAUUCGCCAAAAAAACUUGCUUCUGUGUGGUUUCCUCUUGAUUGCAUGCACGUCUCAUAAUAACGAGUGUGCCUUUCAAAUGCUCAUCAAACAAAGGAGAUGUUGUUGAGACACAAUUCUCUCUUGUGAACAGGAAAUAUCUUUGCUCAGCCAGCUCUCGCAUCCAAACAUUGUUCAAUACUAUGGAAGUGAACUGGUGAGUUUCACAUCUUAGAUAUCUUCUAUCCUGAAACUUGGCCCGUUCAACUUUAUGAGAACCUUCCUAAGUUUGCAUUUAUUUACUUUUUAUUGACGCCCACGUAAUAAAUAACCUAGAUAUUCAUACAAAAGCGGAACAAGGGCUCUUUGAUUCCAAUUUGGCUCCGUGGACGAUGAUUUUCCUCAUCUAGAUAAACAUAAAGAGACCAUGCAAGAAUUACUUGGUAAUCGUUUUUAAACUUCCUGUACAGGAUGAAGAUACACUUUCAGUCUAUCUUGAGUAUGUUUCUGGUGGCUCCAUUUAUAAACUGCUUCGAGAGUAUGGCCCUUUCAGUGAGCCUGUCAUUCGAAGUUAUGCCGCUCAGAUUCUUUCUGGAUUGGCAUAUUUACACGGGAGAGAUACAGUUCACAGGUUUUUUCUUUUUUUCUCAUUUAAAUGGAAUUUUUUAUUUUUAUUUUUCGGCAAACAAUGUCCUGAAAGUGACUUGUCUGACAGAGAUAUUAAAGGUGCCAACAUACUCGUAGAUCCUAAUGGAGUAGUCAAGCUGGCUGAUUUUGGCAUGGCGAAACAUGUACUUACCCCUGAUCUCUUACCUAAAAUCGGUACAUUCGUUAAGAUAUUUUCAGCGGCCUUUGUUUACUUUUUGUAUUAUCUUUCUCAUUCUUAAAUAUUAAUGUGUCCAGGGAUUUCGAUGCUUUUUUCUUUCUUAAGUCGAUUGAGUUGGUGCCUGAAAUUCAUCAAUAUCCGACCGUAUUUGUAAAGAAGGAGAAAAUUAUUGGUUGGCAACGAUAGAAAGAUUUCAACCCAACACUUCUAGUGAGACUGGUUAGGCCUUUUGGUUGAUAUUUCAAUCCCUUAGAAAUUAAAGUAGCAUCCUAUGUAUGAUGGACGUCUGUGGUGACUAAAGGUUUGAGUAAAAGGGUUUUCAUAGCAGGUAUUUCCUCCAAAAAGGGAAAAAAAAUGAUUCUUUUUCAUAGCUGAUUCUCCUAGUAUUUACCUCCCACAUAAUCAAUGAGGUCUGCAUUUGGGGGUAUCUGGCCCCGGGCUGAAUCAUUCUGGGUCUCCUGAAGUGGGAUCUGAAUCAAUGUCACCGAAUGCUGUUUAUAUCUUCUCACAGGUUGUUGUGACAGAGCAUGCCAAUUUUGUAGGGAGAAACAGAGAAUGUGAAUUAAAUCCCUGAUAAGAUGCAAGAUAGAUUAUUUAUUUAGGUCAAAACCAAGCUUUUUGGAACACCCCAACAUCUUUCACAAGUCAGUCAACACUUCCAUUGGCGGUCACAGUUAUAUUACUAUCGGCAGAAGAUCAACACAAAAGAAUAAUACCCAUCUCUCAUCAUCAUCAUCAUCAUCAUCUUCUUCUUCUUCUUCUUCUUCCAAUCUGACGAAGGAAACAUUUUUGGAGUCUACAGUUUUUCUUCUCUCAACUUUAUGAAAUCACUGAACUCGGCCUGACUUUCUUGGACCAGAUAUCCUCGCAUAACUCAAUCCACUCCUUUAAAGGAAGCCCUUACUGGAUGGCCCCCGAGGUACGCUGUUCCUUCUUCCACAAUCUCUCUCUCUCUCUCCUCUCUCUCCUUUCUCUCUCUCUCUCUCUAUAUUUUGUUAUGAGAAGUGCAUGCUCUUCCCUUGUCUAAACCGGAGGCGUGGACAUUCUGCUCAGGUUAUCAUGACGACCAGCGGGUACAAUCUCUCCGUGGACAUAUGGAGUUUUGGGUGCACCAUCAUCGAGAUGGUGACAUCGAAACCCCCCUGGUGCCAAUACGAGGGGGUACGGAUCUCCCUCUGCCCAGAUGCUUGAAUGAUAUGGUAUUUAUCAGCAGCCUAACCAUGGUCUCCUCAGGUGGCGGCGAUAUUCAAGAUCGUGAACAGCAAGGACAUCCCGGAGAUCCCGAGCCACCUGUCCAGGGAAGGGAAGGACUUCCUGAGGCUGUGCCUGCAGCGGGACCCCUCCGCCCGCCCCACCGCCGCCCAGCUGAUGGACCAUCCCUUCGUGCGGGACCAGGCGACUGCCAAGUUCGGGAGGAAGAACCUUGCCCGAGAGCUCCCCCACUCUCCCUCCGACGGAACCCAGACCCCUCCGGUAAGCCUCUCCCUGGAACCAGCGAAGAAGAAGGUCGCGAUUUCGUUUAUGAGUAUGAAGAAGAUGGGCUUUUGUGCAGGGGGCGGAGUUCUGCUACCAGAGGAGCGCGUCGCCGCUGAGCGAGAGGGCCUGCCCGCUGCGGCACACGCUGGGGAGCUUCCCUGUAACGAAGAGCCCCAGGUACGGGCGGGUUGGGUUUUUUUUUCUUUUCUCCCUUUCUGGGGGAGGUUGACUUCGGGCCGGGGCUCAGCGGUUGACUUCCCUCCCGUCUGCAGUGAUCUGGUCAACUCGAGGAUGAACCUGUCGCUGCCGGUCUCCCCCUGCUCAAGCCCGCUGAGAAGCUUCCGGCAGGCCAACUGGAGCUGCCUGCCGUCGCCGCCGCACCCGUCGUUUCCGGGGGCGGCGAUGGGCGGCGGCGGCGGCGGCGGCGGGUUCAACAGCUACUCGAUGAGCCCGGUGGGGGCGGGUAGGAGCUUCCUGGACCCCUGGGUGGACGUCUCAAGCGGGAGGUCCCAGUUUCCCUACGAGUCGCCGAGGCGGUGA
This is a messenger RNA of Spirodela intermedia, 4685 nucleotides long. Lineage: Eukaryota; Viridiplantae; Streptophyta; Magnoliopsida; Alismatales; Araceae. The record is from the annotation of a GenBank genome assembly.